UGCUUUAAUCCUGGGUCACACAAAGUUUAAGAGUGCUUUACAGGGGAGACUCACUUCUUUUUGCCUCAACCUUUCCAUGCUGACGGGAUGUUACGGACUUUGCUGCUUACACUCUCUGUAGUUGCCAUUGCUCAUGCUGAGCUCUGCAAGCCAGAUGCACAGAAUGCUUUCAAAGUACGGAUUAGUAUCAAAACAGCUUUGGGAGAUAAUGCAUAUGCCUGGGAUGCUAAUGAGGAAUACCUCUUCAAAGCAAUGGUGGCUUUUGCAAUGAGAAGAUAUUCCAGCAAGAGCACAACUCAAAUUUCCAAUGUACUGCUCUGCAAUGUGACAGACCGGGUGUCCUUUUGGUUUGUGGUCACUGAUUCUUCCAAAAAUGUGACAACUGUUCCUGGAAGUGAGGUAGAAGCAGCCAUCAGGAUGAACCGGAACAGAAUCAACAAUGCCUUCCUACUGAGUGACAAAACACUGCAGUUCCUGAAGAUAACCUCCACCUUAUCACCUCCUGUUGAACCCUCUACGCCUGUCUGGCUUAUUGUAUUUGGUGUUGUUCUUUGUCUCAUUGUGGCUGGGAUUAUUUUCCUCAUUAUUUCAGGGAUUCGGAAACACAAGAAAAAGAAUAAAGAGUCAACAGAGAGAGAAAAUUUAGAAGAGAAAGUUGAAGUGACACUAGAAAAUGGGAUUCCUUGUGAAGCACUGGAUUUAAAAACAGGCCACGUUAAUGGAGUCUUUGCAGCAGAUGAUGAGCGGUUCACAUCCCUAUGAAAUGCUGCCACUGCUCUCUGGUGGUUUCUGAAAGACUCCUGUGCCUGCCUUUUCUCCUCACUACUCCUGAAUGCCAAACAUGAAGAGAAGAAAAACGUCCUUUCACGUAAUUUCCCUUGAGAGAACCUUUUGCUGAGAACACAAACACUUGAACCUCCACUACAGUUCUUUUUCACGAGCAACGCAAAUAAGAAGGCCUCAGAUAAUAUCCAGAAAAGAUUUCCAGAAGAUGUGUGGCAGAACAGGGUUGGAACAUGCCUUGUGCCAGGCAUCUCAUUUUUUAAUGAUUAUUUAAAUAUGUCCAUUGUUUGUUUUUCCCUGACAUAAAUGUGAAACUGCAUUACUCCUGAAUGUCACUGGGGAGAUCAUCUAUAAUUGCCAAUUCUUGAUGGGUUUUCUUUUAAGCCAUGUGCAAAAGUUCUUUGUAAAAUUACUUCUGUUUGCUGCUAUGUAGUAUGCCUUUGGAUGGAACAGUCAUCAAUGAAUUAAAGUUCUCAUUUAUUGAGAAACAAAAAGCUUUCACAGCCUCUGUAAGACCAGGUCAAAACACCUGGAUCAUCUAUAGCUCUGGGGUUAGCAAAAAUCUGGUACUAGAUAUGUUUUUCAUUUAACUGUCAAAGUUACAGUUUUUGAGCUGGAAAUUAAAAGUUGCAAAACUCUGAAA
Messenger RNA from Sturnus vulgaris (Common starling), 1426 nucleotides. It is a transcript of the gene CLTRN, whose product is annotated as collectrin, amino acid transport regulator. Gene Ontology annotation, biological process: positive regulation of amino acid transport. The record is from RefSeq and is a predicted model, not a curated record. Gene Ontology annotation, cellular component: plasma membrane; extracellular exosome. Lineage: Eukaryota; Metazoa; Chordata; Aves; Passeriformes; Sturnidae.